UCUUGUUCUGGCUAGCGGAGCACAGGUCUCUGCUGAAGGCAGGCGGCUACCUGUCAACAAUCUAGUCGUUGCUGAAACUAAAGUCUGCGUGGCCCUUUAUCGCCUGCAUAAAUCAGUUGUUGCAGGUCCUUUCGGUGCAGCCAGACAGGGCUGCAGUGUUAUGGAUGAGCCAUGAAGGCCCAACUGCAAGUCACAGUGCUAUCAGCUAGGCUGAAGGAAAACAAAAAGAACUGGUUUGGUCCCAGUCCAUAUGUUGAGGUAGCUGUGGAUGGCCAGUCAAAGAGGACUGAGAAGUGCAACAACACACACAGUCCCAAAUGGAAGCAGGCCUUCACAGUAAUUGUGACUCCGGUCAGCAAGCUGAUCUUUCGUGUUUGGAGCCACCAGACACUGAAGGCAGACAUCCUGUUAGGAAUAGCCACACUGGAGAUCCUUGAGACCCUUAAGACUAACGACCUGAAAUUGUGUGAGGUGGUGCAGACACUGCAACUGUCCUCUGACAGAGACCCCCAGGAUGUUGUGGGUGACCUGUCAGUCUGCCUGGACGGCAUGCAGGUGGAUCCCGAAACCUUUGCCCCAGCAGAGAGAGAAUAUGCUGCUGUUCCAAAUGGAAAAGCGAAACAAAAUGGAGACACUGGCAACAGGUCAAGCAGAGACACAUCUCCCUCCAGUGACUCUGAGGAGUGGGUCAUUGUACCUAAUGGUCGAGCUGUCAAUGGUAAAGCUUCUCCUUCCCGGUCUCUAGGGGGCUCCACUGCCUCACGUCCUCCCAGACCAACCAGACCUCCUCCUCCAACGCCUCGCAGACCUGCAGCCUCACCAACCUCUUCAAGCAGUUCUUCCCCUAGUGAGCUGAGUGAAGGCCCAGCUUCCGAUGGCUCCUCUCAGGUGUCUGCCAGUGGGUGUUCAGAUCAGCAGGAUGAAUCAGGUGCAGCGACGGCAGGUUCCUCGCAAACAGCAUGUGGCCCCAAACCAGGGGCCUCUGCCUCAGCAGCUCUUGCCGCAGCAACUCCAAGAAUCGCACCCAUUAACAACGGCCCCUUGCCACCAGGGUGGGAGCAAAGGGUGGACCAAAAUGGACGCGUGUACUAUGUGGAUCACAUUGAAAAAAGGACAACCUGGGACAGGCCUGAGUCUCUGCCUGCAGGGUGGGAGCGCAGGGUGGAUCCGAUGGGUAGGGUGUACUAUGUCGACCACAUGACCCGAACUACUACGUGGCAACGUCCUACGCAGGAGUCAGUGCGUAACUAUGAGGAGUGGCAGCACCAGCGCAGCCAGCUGCAGGGAGCCAUGCAGCAGUUUAACCAGAGAUUCAUUUAUGGGCUCCAAGACCAGCUUGCAGCUACAGCAAAUAAAGAGUUUGACCCACUGGGACCUCUGCCACAUGGUUGGGAAAAAAGAACAGACACCAAUGGCAGAGUCUAUUUUGUUCAUCAUCCGACUCGAACGACACAGUGGGAGGACCCCAGGGGGCAAGGGCUUCUGAAUGAUAAGCCCCUGCCAGAGGGUUGGGAGAUGAGGUUCACUGUGGAUGGUAUUCCCUACUUUGUAGACCACAACAGGCGAACCACAACCUACAUUGACCCUCGCACAGGGAAAUCUUCACUUGCGAAUGGGCCACACAUAACCUAUGUCAGGGACUUCAAAGCCAAAGUGCAAUACUUCAGGUUCUGGUGUCAGCAAAUGUCGAUUGCUCAGCACAUUAAGAUUACCGUCUCCCGGAAAACUUUGUUUGAGGAUUCAUUCCAACAGAUCAUGAGCUUCCACCCUCAAGAUCUGAGGCGUCGACUGUGGAUAAUUUUUCCUGGAGAGGAGGGCUUGGACUAUGGAGGUGUUGCAAGGGAAUGGUUUUUCCUGCUGUCUCAUGAGGUACUGAACCCCAUGUACUGUUUGUUUGAGUAUGCUGGCAAGGACAACUACUGUCUGCAGAUCAACCCUGCCUCUUACAUCAACCCCGAUCACCUCAAGUACUUCAAGUUCAUAGGACGCUUCAUUGCCAUGGCCUUGUUCCAUGGCAAAUUCAUCGACACGGGUUUCUCCCUGCCCUUCUACAAGCGUAUCCUGAACAAACCCCUUGGUCUCAAAGACCUGGAGUCCAUAGAUCCAGAGUUUUAUAACUCACUCAUAUGGAUCAAGGAUAAUAACAUAGAGGAGUGUGGUCUGGAGAUGUUCUUCUCAGUCGACAAGGAGAUCCUGGGGGAGGUCACCACCCAUGAGCUGAAACCAGACGGAGGGAACAUCCAAGUAACUGAGGAGAACAAGGAGGAAUACAUCAGGUUGGUGGCAGAGUGGAGGCUGUCCAGAGGUGUGGAGGAGCAGACUCAGGCAUUCUUUGAGGGCUUUAAUGAAGUUCUGCCCCAACAAUACCUUCAGUACUUUGAUGCUAAGGAAUUAGAGGUGAUGCUGUGUGGUAUGCAGGAGAUAGACCUGGUGGACUGGCAAAGAAACACAAUCCACAGGCAUUAUGCCCGAAGUAGCAAGCAGAUUCUCUGGUUCUGGCAGUUUGUGAAGGAGAUGGACAAUGAGAAGAGGAUGAGACUGCUGCAGUUUGUCACGGGAACCUGCCGUCUUCCUAUGGGUGGCUUCGCUGACCUGAUGGGAAGCAACGGCCCCCAAAAGUUCUGCAUCGAGAAAGUGGGAAAAGACAACUGGCUUCCACGAAGCCACACAUGCUUUAAUCGUCUGGACCUCCCUCCUUACAAGAGCUACGAGCAGCUGAAGGAGAAGCUCAUGUUUGCCAUAGAAGAGACAGAAGGCUUUGGGCAGGAGUAAUGCAACAAGAGCAGGAGAUGCAGGAUGAGAGGGUGGAGCAGUGGGCUUGGAGGAGCCAUAUCCAUUUCAGCAAAGAGCACUUUCCAUACAGAUUCUCCUUGCAGCCAGGAGCUGCUUAUAAACUGGUAGAUGGACAUACAAAUAUUAAUUUUUCUGUCGCAUUAUCAAAUGCAGCAUCAACUGUUUCUAAGAUGUUUGGUUGAAUAGAUUCAUUUAAUCAAUUAAUAUGCUCCACAAGUGACCUGUGAAUCUUCCUCACCCUGUUUGACUUCUCACGCAUAUGAUCAGUUCCUCACUAAUCCAGCUGAUUUCACUUAGGAGACGCCUUUCUCACUCUGACAUGUCUGCACUCGCUGUACAUUUCGCAAGUGCAGUUUCUGCACCUACAUCUGUGAAUCAUUGCAGUAGUAACUUCUUAAGAGAGCCGCCUUUCGGGUCUGUGCAGAAAGAAAUAUUUUCAGAGGAAAGAACCAUAUUUGUGGGUUUUGACUUAAAAUAAAGAGAUUCAUAUCUAAAAGCAACAUAAAAGGCACAUAUAUGGUUUUCGGUCUUUCAGAUUCAACUUUAAUUUUUCUUUUGUUGAAAGGAUGGAUGGCAGAUUUUUUUUUUUUUUUUUUUUUUUCCAACAGUUGAUUGACUGGACUGACUCCCAUAGCACAUACGCAGUUUCUUUAAUAACGCUGAUAAAUAUGAUCAUGCUAAUUGUAAUAAUGUUUUCUCUUAUUUUGAAAGUUUGAUUUGUUUACUUAAUGAGCUGAAACUUUGAACAUAGUUAUGUAAGCAGUAUGAUGGCUGUGAUUGUUCUUAAGAGAGGUUGUAUUUUUAUGUGCAAUAGUUUUGUAGAAAACAUUUUUGCCAAUAAUAGAGCCCAACAGUGAUUUGUUUGAUCAUUUUUAUAGCACUUUGCUCAGUUUCAGCAUUCACUAUUGAUUUAAAUCCCCAAUAUGAAGUAGAGAACAUUUGCAUAUUUGCAAGUGUACAGUAUAUGGUGAAGCUGCUUUGGUAGGGAUUUGAUUUGACAAACUUUGCCUUCCCAAAAUAGUCCGUGCUCUAUAUAAUAUCAGCCUAUUUGACCAUGGAUAGACACUUCCUUUAUGAGCGUAGGAGAUCCAAAGUGUGAAGUGUUUCUGAAUUCUCUUGAUAAUGAGCUGUUACUGAUGACGUGGGAGCACUAGGGUGUAUUCUCUAAUAGAAAACAGUGAUUUGUUAAAUGACCUAAUCCCACUGAAUGGUAGCCAAUUCUGUGGUAGAUAUCCAGAAUUAAGUAUUAUCCUAGAUCAUUAAUGAAAAAUACUCAAUUCUAACUGUUUUAAUGUGUGAAGUGACUAAUGCAGUUUAUGUAAAUAUACUUACAAAGUAGAAAAAUGUGUUUGAUAUCUUAAUACAUAUAAUUCACCCUUGAGUUGCAGGCUUAAACUGACAUUUAAGAUUUUGAAUUAAUGUAAUAGUAAUUGGCCCUAGUUUUAUAGGGUGUUAGGUAUUCAGAUUUGUACAGUAAUAGUGUAUUCCAUGUCUUUUCCAAAAAUAGCUCUACUAAUGUCAAACUUAAAAUUUCUUUUUAGUAUCAGGUAGACUAUCAAAAUGACUAUGGAACCAAUCUACCAAAGGAUUUUAUUUAAUUAUUUUUUUGUAAACCAUUUGACUUCAAAGUCACCACGUAUAAUCAGCUCCUUACAUCCCCUAAAUGAUUACAAAUUUUACAUCAAUUGUCACUAUUGAGUUGUUAGUUGUCCUUUAUUUUACAUUAAAAACAAAUUCUGAUUUGUCCUUAAAAGCAGUUUUAAGGACAAUAAAUUUUAAUCUUUUUUACAAUUGUUUUACCUUCAUCACUGUGGAUUUGAAAUGUUUCCUUAGCAGGCCUAUCAAGAAAAGUGAUUUGUAUUUAUACACAGUAUUAACUUAUGUUCUUACUGUGUAUUAAUGUAAGGUCUUUUUGCUUAAUAUGAGCACACCCAAAUUAAUCAAUUGUAAUGUGAUAUUUUUUAACAACUAGUAAGCCUCAAGCUCUGUUGUGGGUUUGCAUAGGUGCUGUGGUGCAUCAUUACAUGAUGUAAUUUCAAUAUAUGUCCCAGAUCACUGAAAAUUCGUAAUUACAAUUUAAAUUUCAGCAAGUUCCCUUAAGUUCCCAGCAAAAUACAGUAUAAAAGAGACAUUUUUCUUAUAACUUGCCCACAUAUGAACCACGUGGCUGUAUACCAUUUCAUUAUGCUGGUACCAUACAGGGAAAAAAUGCUGGUUGUUCCCACUGGUCAAGUCAAUACCCCUUUACUGCUUUAUACGUAAUUGUGUCAGAUGUUUCACAUUAUCUCACGUAUUCCCUUACUGGCAGCAAUUCGAUACACACACAUACACCUACAAAUUUCACUGUGUAGCUACUGGUGUGCAGACUUGUGAAGAGAUUAUUAUUGUAAAAAAUAAAUGGAUUAAAAAUAGGUUUUAUGAUUGAAAUGUUGACUGUUGAAUAUGUUAACAGAUUACAAUUAAUGAUAUAGCACCUUGACACUCCAAACUGGUUGAAUUAACCGCUUCACUGUUUAAUCCCUGCUCUGUUCCAGAUCGUUGGGCAGUUAAAUGUAUAGAAAUAUGCAAAAUAGCAUUUUAAUUGUACUGAUUGCAUUGUAAAUCAUGCUGAUAGUGUAAUCACUGUGGGGUUUUUUUUUUCUUUUUUCUUUUUUUUUUUUUUUGAAGCUCUAACGUUUUUUGAUAAGUGGAAGUCAGUGGUUGCAUACUAUUUAUUUGGAGAAUAGGUUACAUGUAACAAUGACCUGGACUGAUUGAGCAAAAAACAGUAAUAAAAUGAUUUUAACACUGGGCUCCCGCAGGUCACUUGUGAAGUGUAAUAAUUAUCAUCACUGCAACAUAAUUCGGUUUGAUUACAAUAUUAUACACAUUACUUUUUAUUGUAAAUUUCAUCUAAUUAAACAUAAGGCGACAGUUGUUUUUCACAUUGUCCUCUUAUAAUAUAUAUAAAAAAAAUGCUUUCCCAACAUUUUGUGAAAGGAAAUUAGAAUAGUACUAUGUACCUGUUAGUGGCUACAAUUUUUGAACCCCCCUGA
This is a messenger RNA of Xiphias gladius (swordfish), 5828 nucleotides long. It is a transcript of the gene itcha, whose product is annotated as itchy E3 ubiquitin protein ligase a. The transcript is spliced from 24 exons. Gene Ontology annotation, biological process: protein K29-linked ubiquitination; ubiquitin-dependent protein catabolic process; protein K48-linked ubiquitination. Lineage: Eukaryota; Metazoa; Chordata; Actinopteri; Istiophoriformes; Xiphiidae. The coding region runs from base 172 to 2772 and encodes 866 amino acids. The record is from RefSeq and is a predicted model, not a curated record. Gene Ontology annotation, molecular function: protein binding; ubiquitin protein ligase activity.